Molecule: messenger RNA, 1952 nt
Organism: Rhododendron vialii
Lineage: Eukaryota; Viridiplantae; Streptophyta; Magnoliopsida; Ericales; Ericaceae
Product: AP-1 complex subunit mu-2
Exons: 11
Coding region: 321-1607 (428 amino acids)
Biological process (GO): intracellular protein transport; vesicle-mediated transport
Cellular component (GO): cytoplasmic vesicle; clathrin adaptor complex
Source: RefSeq, a predicted model, not a curated record
GAAUGAAAAAACCCCCGGAAUGUUUCCUCGCAAUAGGGGAACGAAAUGAAAAUCUUCCUCGAGUUCCCCCUCCCCGUAACCAAAUCCCCCCCCACACAGGCUCCCACCAUUUUCUCUCUCUAAUCUCCAUCUCUAAUAAUCCAAACAGUUUGAUCCAUUCGCGAAGUCAAUACAUUACUAUCGUCUACAUUACCAGAUCUAACCCCUCCGAUCCCAUCGAGUCACGCGAAAAUUCAACCAGAUCUCUUCACCCCUCUCAACGACGCCCGUUCUGAUCUCUGGUAGUUCGAUCUGAAGAAGAAAAACCCAGACAGGGAUCGAUGGCGGGGGCGGCCUCCGCGCUCUUCCUUCUGGACAUCAAGGGCCGCGUUCUGGUGUGGCGCGACUACCGUGGCGACGUCUCCUCCGUUCAGGCCGAGAAAUUCUUCACCAAGCUCAUCGAGAAAGAGGGUGAUCAAGGGUCUCAAGAUCCAGUUGCAUAUGAUAAUGGUGUCACCUACUUGUUUGUACAGCACAAUAAUGUCUAUCUGAUGACUGCAUCAAGACAGAACUGCAAUGCUGCUAGUCUUCUUCUGUUUCUUCAUCGCGUAGUUGAUGUCUUUAAGCAUUACUUUGAAGAGUUAGAAGAGGAAUCCCUGAGAGAUAAUUUUGUUGUUGUGUAUGAACUACUUGAUGAAAUGAUGGACUUUGGCUACCCUCAAUACACUGAAGCGAAGAUUCUUAGUGAAUUUAUAAAGACAGACGCUUAUAGGAUGGAAGUUACACAGAGGCCGCCUAUGGCUGUGACAAAUGCUGUGUCUUGGCGCAGUGAAGGCAUACGUUAUAACAAGAAUGAAGUGUUCUUGGAUGUUGUGGAGAGUGUUAAUAUACUUGUGAACAGCAAUGGCCAAAUAAUUCGGUCUGAUGUUGUUGGUGCAUUAAAGAUGCGGACUUACUUGAGUGGUAUGCCUGAGUGUAAGCUUGGGCUAAAUGACAGAGUAUUGUUGGAAGCUCAAGGCCGAACAACAAAGGGAAAAGCAAUUGAUUUGGAUGACAUCAAGUUCCAUCAGUGUGUGCGUUUGGCACGAUUUGAAAAUGAUCGGACUAUAGCUUUUGUACCUCCUGAUGGAUCUUUUGAUCUGAUGACAUAUCGACUCAGCACUCAGGUAAAGCCUCUGAUAUGGGUUGAAGCUCAAAUUGAAAAGCAUUCUAGAAGUCGUAUGGAGAUUACAGUGAAGGCACGCAGCCAGUUUAAGGAGCGUAGCACCGCUACUAAUGUUGAGAUUGAGUUUCCUGUUCCAUCCGAUGCUACCAAUCCAAAUGUUCGGACCUCAAUGGGGUCUGCUUCAUAUGCACCUGAAAAAGAUGCUUUAAUCUGGAAAAUAAAAUCUUUUCCUGGUGGUAAGGAAUAUAUGCUUAGAGCAGAGUUUACUCUUCCCAGUAUAACAGAUGAAGAAGCACCUCCAGAGAGAAAAGCUCCUAUACGUGUGAAGUUUGAGAUACCGUAUUUCACUGUGUCUGGAAUACAGGUUCGUUAUCUAAAGAUUAUUGAGAAGAGUGGCUACCAGGCUCUUCCAUGGGUGAGGUACAUAACAAUGGCCGGCGAGUAUGAACUAAGACUUGCUUGAAGCCACUUCUGUUGUUUUUCCACUCUCAACAAUCGGUCAGUUCUAUGCUCGAUGGUUGCAAAUCUUGUGGGCAAAAGGAGCUUCGAGAAAAGUAAAAAAACUGCUCACAAUCUGGAUCACUGGUUACUCAAGCAAAGUUUUGUUUUUUGAUCCUUGUUUGUUGGUUUGUUUCUAGCAUUGGUUUUUACAACCCAGAAAGUUUGUAUAAGGCGAUUUUACUUCUCUAUUGUUCAUUUGCACGCUAGUGGAAAUUAAGAUCAUUUUUCAUGGACCUGACGUUUUGCCUGUGAUAUUGUUGAUUCCAAAACAUCGAUUUCGCGAUUACUAUUUAUUCCUUACUUUCAA